GUUCAAAAUUGAUUAUUCAGGGUGUAAACAAAAGGGUGGAACAUGGCAGAAUAGCACUUGAAUUUUUAAACGGACUUGUAUAUAGCGAUCAGGAGAGCAAGGAAUAGUAAAAAUCAGAUGUGCAACUCGCAAAAAAAAAAACUAAAAAAAGUUUAUAUACUCUCAAUUGUGUGAAAUAUUUUAGUAUGGUACUUGCAAACGGCGUAGAGUUUCUGGAUUGGGAAAAAUUUUGAUUGAAAGCUUAAGACGGCGUCGGAUUGUAGCUUGAGAAACUCUUCAUAUCCCGGCAUUUCCGUUCCUCUCUGCCUAAAUACUGCAACUCUAUUUGCAGUAUUUUAUUCUUCGAAUUCAAGUUCACAUGACAAGUCCAAAUCAAGCACAUUUCUCCAUCUCUGCUAGACUAGCAGAUAGUGGAAACUACGCGGAAUGCCUGGUUUGAACUGCGAUGUCCGGUUCAAUGCCCAGGCAGUGGUGUUGAUUCUUUUUACGCUGAUUCUGUUCGCUAGCUGCAGUAUGCCUUACUCCUGGUCAAAGAUGUUUGGUCUACCAGAUUAUGGUUCAACAGGUUCCUGGCGAUUUAGUCAUGGAUUAAGAAGAUACUUGGCAACCUUACGGUGGUUCAGCAUACCUGCAAGUGUAGGGUUUGCAUACAUCUGCUAUCAGCAGUAUUCACAUAUCAAGAAGAGAGAACAACGAAAGAUUCUCUCCAGUGCACCAGGAGAUCUCAUCGCUGACCAAUGGCUUGUUUCACUAUAUAGGAAGUUACCAUUCCGUGCCGUGUCUCGUGCUUGGGGAAGAGUAAAUGACAUAGAACUGCCAGUCUGGCUGAGAACACCUGUUAUUGGGUUGUACGCUUGGAAGUUUGCUUGUAAUCUUGAAGAAGCUGUUGUAGAGGACAUUAAAAGCUAUCCAAAUCUAGGAUCAUUUUUUUGUAGAGAGUUGAAACCUGGCUCCAGGCCAAUUGAUACAUCUGCAGUGCUGACUUGCCCAACAGACGGUUGCUUGUUGCAUUGUGGAGAGGUCCAUGGUGACGUUGUGGAACAAGUGAAGGGUGUAACUUAUUCAUUAGAAGCAUUUCUAGGGCCUGGAUUCCCUAGAUACAAAGACAAUAAGCCAGAUAAUGGCAAGAAGUUUUUCCAUUGCGUGAUUUACCUUGCGCCUGGAGAUUACCAUGCAUUUCACUCUCCAGCAGACUGGAAUGUCAGGCAACGGAGGCACUUUCCGGGUGAGCUACUAUCUGUCCAUCCAGGAGUACAAAGAAUCAUCAGCGGACUAUUCAACCAUAAUGAGCGUGUGGUGAUCAAUGGCACAUGGGAUCAUGGCUACUUUGCCUUUGCUGCUGUGGGAGCUACAAAUGUUGGCUCAAUUUAUGUCAAUUUUGAUGAGGGACUCAGAACAAACCAAGCUGUGCCAUUUAUACCAGGGUCAUACUCGGAGAUCAUGUUUGAUGGAAAUGGGGAGAAACAAGGGCGCUCACUUGCGAAAGGAGACCAGAUUGGGGGAUUCAAGCUUGGCUCCACUAUUGUGCUGGUCUUUGAAGCUCCAGAGAAUUUUAGGUUUUGUGUUGAACCAGGCCAAAAAAUCAAAUAUGGACAGCGUCUAGGUGAACUCACAUUAGAUUCAGAAAUGUAAAGCAUUGUAAAUAAUCUAUAUGAAUGAUACCAUGUAUUGUUGGCAGUAUGGGUUUUAGUUUCGAGUAAGACCUACAUAGGUACCUCUAUUUAGUGGCCACUCUACCAGGUCUUGAAAUAUUAAAGAAAAUUCAAAUUG
Molecule: messenger RNA, 1770 nt
Organism: Nematostella vectensis (starlet sea anemone)
Lineage: Eukaryota; Metazoa; Cnidaria; Anthozoa; Actiniaria; Edwardsiidae
Product: phosphatidylserine decarboxylase proenzyme, mitochondrial
Exons: 7
Coding region: 427-1632 (401 amino acids)
Biological process (GO): phosphatidylethanolamine biosynthetic process
Cellular component (GO): mitochondrion
Molecular function (GO): phosphatidylserine decarboxylase activity
Source: RefSeq, a predicted model, not a curated record